Molecule: messenger RNA, 2916 nt
Organism: Pseudogymnoascus verrucosus
Lineage: Eukaryota; Fungi; Ascomycota; Leotiomycetes; Thelebolales; Thelebolaceae
Exons: 9
Coding region: 723-2888 (721 amino acids)
Cellular component (GO): cytosol; kinetochore; nuclear body
Source: RefSeq, a predicted model, not a curated record
CCACAAGCCACAUGCGCCUUCAUCGGGCAUGCCGGAUACCGACGAACGCCACAUAUGUUUGAUAUGCCAUAGGCUGCUAAUACUGCGGGGGUUGAUCUAUCGGACCACAUUGAUCAGCAUGGAAGCGAACUUAGAACCUCCGCUGGGGAAUACUAAUGGUUGGCCAAUCUCGCCUGUAUGUUGGAGACCAAGCAGUUGGCGAUCGAGCUGGUCUUUCAGCUUUCGCUGUCAUUCUCAUGCUGCCUCUGAAACGGCUGUGCAUGCUCCAGAAGAGCACAGCUGAGUCUUCGUCAAAAUUACUCUCUGGGCGUCAAGUCGACCUGCACGAAGAGAAGACGCACACAUUACUCUGCACACUUGACCGCCAGAAGAAACACUAGGCUCUCUUCAACACUAUAUGAGCAUAAAUAGGGUGGCAAAUUGGAUAAUAGUACGCAUAAAGUUGACCCAGAUAGUAGAGAGACUGUAAAGACCUUCUACGAGUAUAAGAAAUGUAAAUCGCGAUACAGAGACACAGUACCAGAUAUUAGGAGAAGAGUCUGUAAAUAAAGGAUAUAAGCGCCCAAAAUAAUCGGGGGAAAAUUGUUUCAUAGAUGUUGGGCGACUACAGCACUGUGCACUAGAACACAGCGCAUCACCAAAACACCCAACAUAUGUAUCAUACUAUAUAAAGUCACGUUCAUACAAGAAAAAUCACGGUGGAUAAUGUCAAGGAUAUCAUAAUGCAGUCUUCUCCUCCACCCGAAGAUGACGGGAAGACAAUUGAACUCCUGUUGACAGACCUCAACCAUGCUGCUCAGAUACCGGCGAAACAAAGGGCUGUGAAAAUCAAUGGGACAGUAGAAAGAGUAGCAAGCAAGGCCUUUGAGGAUGGGCUGUCCGAAGCGUCCUUGGAUGAGCUUGUUGACAUCGUAACGCUGCCAAAUGAGCUCGACCAGGCGAGCAUCGCGAACAUCAUCAGAAACUUGUACCCAGCCGCACAAAUAUCGGACGAUACCCUUGUGAAAGUUAUAGGCUCUGUGGGCCAUGGGCAAUCCAGAGUGGCCUUUCCGGUGCAGUCAUUGCUGUUGAAGUGGCUGGUUAUGGUCUACGACUCCAUUAGGAACCCGAAGAUAUUGUCUCAUGCAUACAGCUUCCUGUUUAACCUGCUCGAUACAAUUGCCAUAAGAGCGCCCCUAUGCCAUCUCCUGUCGCUGAUUACUCGCCGAAAACACGUGAGACCAUUCCGAAUUCAAUCUCUAUUGGAAUUAGCAAGGCGUGCUGGUAGUGAACCACCACUCGUUGGGCUCAUCAGAGUAUACAAGGACUAUUAUCCAGAUGUCAUUGUUGGCCAGCUGACAGCGGGAAGAGCAUCGGUGUUUACGCAUCCAAAUCCAGAAUGGAAAGCUAGGUUGGCAGAAAUCCAAGAAGCGCAUGCUCAGAAGACUGUGGACGAACAACAAACUCGACGAGACACCUUCCGAGUUGUGAGACGUGGCAUAAAUGGGGUAAAGCGAAGCAGAGUCUCUGUGAUACCAGAGGUGCACACCUCUAAUGCUCAAGAGACAUCGGUGACAUUGGAAGAAAUUGAGAAUGCCAACGGCUUUGUUGCCGAGCUCGAGAAGAUAGAACUGCCCAACCAAUUGGUAGCUGUCAUGGGUGACCCGCUACUGCAAAAGCUCCUGCAGUUGAAAUCUACCGAUGCGGUGAGGCAGCGAGUGGAUAACUGGCUCAUGGCAUUCUUUGAAGACCAGCUAGAGGGGGAUGGGUCAUCGGAGGGCGCUCUUGUGGACAUGUUGGCUUCAAUAUUGGAGUAUACUCGAUUCACAAAAGAUCUCCCACCGGCUUGUGCUAAAUAUCUCCAUUCCCUACUCGAAGACUGGAAUGGGGUUACAGGGCGCGCGGUUGUGCUCGAUCUCCUUUCCUAUACUCAUAUUGCUCCAUUUGAAGAACUCUAUUUAUCAACUUUUCAGCCGCUGGAAUGGGCAAUUCUAGAUGACACCCCGAAUUCGCAGACAGAUCUUCUUACAUUCUACACCUCCAUCCUCAGAAACUGGACUUCUUCUCUUCUCUCCAGCACCCCACCAGCCUUCACAAGUACCACAAUUAGCGCUCUUACCUCGCACGUUAAUGUUUUGGCUUUAACGAUAGUCCAAACAGGCCAUUUACAGAGCACCAUCACUCAUCACUCGGUACUCUGCUUCUACGAAGCCAUGGCUGGUCUCCUCAGUCAACCCUCACUCCAAGCACAUGUGCGCAUCACAACUCCACCAUCAGCUCUAGUAUACACACUCCACUUCGCACCAUCACUAUCAACCUUCUCCCGCCUUUGCGCCAUCCUCGCACUCUACAAACGAACCUUCGAGACAGCGAUGUCGAAGCCCAUCCCCGCGCGCCCGGACCCAGCCCAAGGACCAUCCCCAGAAUCAUACCCCAAAGAGUACGUCAACCAUUUCAACGGCUUCCUCAUGGACAUCUGCAACUGCCUGUGGCGCUCGCGGGCGUUCAAUACUACAGACACGAACGCCCUUGGUUGCCUGCUUCCGCCUCCGCUACUCCCGAAAUUUACAUCGUAUGUCUCCUCCCUAGACACUGGCCUCACCCUGCCAUCUCUAUUCACCCUCUCGUAUUCUCCCGUCCUCUGCAACCUCUCGAUCUCGUAUCUGCGAGAGCUGGAGGAUAAGGCGGAUGAGGCAGGAGGCGGGAUCAAGGUCAGGCACGCGGGCCCGGUGACACAGAAGAGCUUGGUUACGCUAGGGAAAGAUGGGGGGUUGCAGCUUAGUUGGGCAGAUUAUAGGUUAGGUGUGCUGACGUACUUGGAGCGGAAGGGUGCCAAAGGGGUGGGGGAGCUGAUGUAUAACACGAUGAAGCAUUUGAUGACGGCGAGAGAGGCGGCUGCCAAAGCUUGAGGGGUAGUAAUAGAACACAAUGACAAAC